AUAUUUUAUUUUAUUUUCAACAGCACCAGGGAAAAAGUGUGAACCUGGACAAUUCCAGUGUAAAAAUGGAGAGUGCAUAGAAAUGAAGCUGGUGUGCAACAAAGUUAGUGAAUGCUCUGAUGAUUCUGAUGAGCCACUUCACUGCAAUGUUGAUGAAUGUGCCAAGGUGGAACUGCAUCAAUGUGGACAUAAAUGUAUUAAUACCAUCAUAGGAUUUGAAUGUGCUUGUAACACAGGAUACAAGUUAAUGCCAGAUGGCAAAGCAUGUGAGGAUGUGAAUGAAUGCACAGAGGUCCCUGGUGUAUGUUCACAAAAGUGCUUCAACACUCCAGGCUCUUACAACUGCAAGUGUUGAAGAAACAUACUAUGAA
Messenger RNA from Cherax quadricarinatus, 371 nucleotides. Lineage: Eukaryota; Metazoa; Arthropoda; Malacostraca; Decapoda; Parastacidae. The record is from RefSeq and is a predicted model, not a curated record.